CCCCUUUUCUCUCUGUAGUCUGUGUCCCUCACACUUCCCUGGAAAACGCUGAAGGAAAGAGUUGAGGAUGAAGAAGAUAUCUCUACAACUGGUCCCUCCAUCCCUCUCCCUUCCUAAUCCCACUUCCACCUUCCCCCAAUGCUUCACACCCACCAGAAACCCUUCUUUCUUAUCCCUCAAUUCCACCCCUCUAUCAAAAUCACUUCAAUUCAGCCACACCCACUUCAAACCCACCUUCAAAAACCCCGACUCUAUCAUUCUCAAGCCUUCUAGUAGACUGAAUUGCAAAGGGUUCAAAGACUCAGCCGAAAAACCCAAGGCCGUUUUGGACGUAAAAGGCGGCACCGAUGACGGCGGCGACGGAGGUGGAGGUGAUGAUGGAAAGGCGGAGGAAGAGAAGAGAAAUGGGUUGUUGCCGGAAUGGUUGGACUUCAAUUCGGACGAUGCGAAAACGGUUCUCGCAGCGAUUGCGGUGUCACUUGCGUUUAGGUCGUUUGUGGCUGAGCCUAGAUAUAUUCCUUCGUUGUCUAUGUAUCCCACGUUUGAUGUUGGGGACCGACUUGUUGCAGAAAAGGUAACUUACUAUUUUAGAAAGCCAUGCCCAAAUGACAUUGUGAUUUUCAAGAGCCCUCCAGUUCUGCAGGAAGUAGGAUACACUGAUGAGGAUGUCUUCAUAAAAAGAGUAGUUGCAAAGGAAGGUGAUGUUGUGGAGGUUCGUGGAGGUAAGCUAAUUGUAAACGGCAUCGUAAGAAAUGAAGGCUUCGUCCUUGAAUCACCUAAUUAUGAGAUGAAACCAAUUCGUGUUCCAGAGAAUUCAGUUUUUGUGAUGGGUGAUAAUCGUAAUAACAGCUACGAUUCGCACGUAUGGGGUCCCCUUCCGGCCAAGAAUAUAAUAGGAAGAUCGUUAUUUCGGUAUUGGCCACCAGCUAGGAUUGGCGGAACAGUUCUUCCAGAUGGCUGUGCUGUUGACAAGCUGGUGGAGAGCAGUUUAGCAUCUGAAUCAAACCCAACAUCGUGAUUCCUCUUUCUUGACCUUUUUUAGUUUUCAAUUGGUCCUCUCUCUCUCUUUUCGUUUAUUGGGAAAAAGCUCACAUUGCUCCUGUAAAAUCUACUUAUGUAACAGAGACCGAUAGAGAACAUUUUUGGAGACGGCUCAAUUUAUUGAUGUCCCGUUUGGUUGUGUAAA
Molecule: messenger RNA, 1186 nt
Organism: Rhododendron vialii
Lineage: Eukaryota; Viridiplantae; Streptophyta; Magnoliopsida; Ericales; Ericaceae
Product: chloroplast processing peptidase
Exons: 6
Coding region: 68-1018 (316 amino acids)
Biological process (GO): thylakoid membrane organization
Cellular component (GO): chloroplast thylakoid membrane
Molecular function (GO): serine-type endopeptidase activity
Source: RefSeq, a predicted model, not a curated record